Molecule: messenger RNA, 564 nt
Organism: Perkinsus marinus ATCC 50983
Lineage: Eukaryota; Perkinsozoa; Perkinsida; Perkinsidae
Exons: 4
Coding region: 1-564 (187 amino acids)
Source: RefSeq, a predicted model, not a curated record
AUGGAUGGAUUGGCGAAGCAUAAUGGUUAUGAUCAACGGAAGCUUUACGAUGCUUGGGACGAUGUUAGGGGUGUUCAAAAUCAGCAGUUUCGCAGCAAUAAGGUUGCUUAUGAUCGACGGCAUCGUAUCCAGAAACCAAUAUUAUAUUACGGUGGUCAGAUGGACCCAUGGGAAGAUGGAUGGAUGGUUCUUAAGCCUCCAAAUGAGAAGUUCCCAUCCACGGCGGUUAUUGAGAAGGGUUUUGUGAAAAUGGCUGUCAACUUGGCUUAUAUACAACCAGAUACCCGACUAGAAGUAGAACAAGAUAUGACCGAGCCUAUGGUGAAAGAAAAUGAUUCAUGGUUUGGACUGAGCCAAGAUGAAGCUGAGUGGAUUACAGCUACAUGCGAUGUAGUGGAUUCAGAUGAUGAGCAGGGGCCUAGAUUUUACUUGAACGGUGAUGAAGAAGUCGAUGAUAGACAUGUUACUUUGAGGAGAUCCAAAAGAGUUAGGAAGAAGGCUUCUACUAAAAAGAAGGAAGGAUCUAAGUCCCUAGUGGACGUAGUCAUAAGCUUUAUACUUUAA